CGGCAAGGAUCGGGAUCAGAGGUCGACAGAUAUCUCACUGACCAGUGCCUUUAUCCUUAUCGCAAGUGAAUUUGUGACUUUCGCCACUAGUGCAGGCUGGGGCCUAGGAGGUUUCUCAAUUCUGAUAAGACAUUUAGAGGCAAUAGCCAACUGCCAGAUACAGUUUAAUUUCUGUAAGUUUUGUCAAGUUGUUGGAGAUCUAAACGGAGUCAUAAUUGAAUCGAAGUGUGAAUAAAAUCAGAUAGGGAAAAAAAUGUCUUUCUCGGAUUUUCAAGAUUACAACGUUAAUGUGGACAAUCCUCAAAAACAUUUUGACCCGAUGGAAACUUAUGUCUCUUUUCGCAUUACAACAAAAGUGGUGAAACAAAACGCCAAACCAGAUUCAGAAUAUAUUGUAAGAAGGAGAUACAACGACUUCGUUUGGCUUAGAAACAAAUUAAUCGAGUCCUUUCCCACGCUGGUUGUGCCGGCUCUACCUGCUAAGCACAGUGUUUUGGAACAGUUGGACAGAUAUUCAAGACCUUUUAUAAUGACGAGAAUGGCCAUGUUGCAUUCGUAUUUACAAAGACUGACAUCUCACCCUGUAUUCAGCUGUAGCCCAGUUUUAGAAUUGUUUCUUAGAGCACAGUCACUAAAUGAUGUAAUGAAACAGUCAAAAUCUUCACAAGGAAUAUUUGAUCGACUCACUGAUUCUCUACACACGUUGACAGGAUUCAAUACGAGAAACUGUGCCCAUCCUGAAUUUGAAAAUAUAAAAAUCUAUGUUACCGCAUUGUCACAAAAGCUGGGUUCAGUGCAGGAAGUUGCAGCUAAGAUUAAUAAGGAAAGAACAGAAAUGGCUUUGGAUUUUGAGGAUGCUCAACGGUCGAUCACCCAUUGGUCUUACCAAGAACCAGACUUGGAGGAAUUAUUGAAAAGUAUUGCUGAGGCAAUCGGGACAAUAUCAAAAUCUCAAAACACUCAACUUCUUCAAACUUACAACACUCUCAUCGACCAACCCCUGGAAGAAUACUGUAAUUAUAUUGAUGCCGUCAAAGAAGCUCUGUGUAGACGAGAUAUGAUACAGUACAAUUAUGAGAGUACAUUAGACGACUCUAAAAAGAAACGAGCCGAAAAGGAACAAUUAGAAAAUUUACAAGGCAGUACAAACGGAUUUGGAUUUAAGCUAUGGAAAGUAACAAAUAGGGAGAAAAUAAGAAAACUCCAACAAGACCUUCCAGCGCUUGAUCAGUUGGUUGAGACAAAUCAUGAUAAAAUGGAAAUAGCAAAUGAAAGUAUUAAAUCUGACUUGGAAAGGUGGAAUUGUGAAAAAGUGGCAGAAAUCAAAAGUAUUUUUAGUAAAAUUGCAGAGCAACAUGUCCUUUACUAUGAGGAGUGUGCAGAAGCAUGGGAAGGGACAUUGAAAUUGCUUAAAGGGAAUAACAAACAGUAACACCUGGGUGUAUACUUGGAUUUUUUAAUUGGGCACUUAAACAAAGGCCUACUUAAAAAUGAGCAUUUGUUUCCCACUAAUGAAGAGUAAGUCACAAUAUAAUAAACAAAGUUGUGGACGCUGCAAGACAAAAUUGGUAAAAGAAAUUGUAUAUUUUAUAUAAUAAAAAUUAUAAAAAGAUGGAAGAAUCUCAUUUUGUUCCUCAACUAAUCUCUUAAAUGCUUUUGUACGAAAGCAUAAGCUAAUUUGACUGUCUCAUAUUACAAUUGAAAAGACAGCAAAUCGCAUCAAUUAUUCUAUAAGUAUAUAAAACUUGGUAUAAUAAAUAGUAUUUUUGUUUUUUGCUUCUUUAAAUUUAUUUAAAACAAAGGAAUGCAUUUCUUUUAUCACUAAGCUUUUAUUAAAUUUACUCUAUUGUGCAGACUUUUCUUUUUUAAUACUCUAAAUUUUUAUAUUGCUGACUUUUUGUUAAGUUUUAAAACCAUCAGUUUUAAUAUAGUAACAAUAAAUACUCUUUAAAAUUUAAAAUAAACAUCAAAACGGCUGUACCGCCAGUAAAUAAAGACAAUGUAGUAGAAUAUAUUGCACCAACUUGUUUGACUGAAAAAAAAUCUUUUAUUAAGAUAAGAAAAAAAAAUUAGUGUUUUUCUUUGAAACAUUCAUACAUUUUUGAAUUCAUAAAUAUUACACUGUUAGUAAUUACAUUUGCUUUUAAAAACAAAAUAAAGAAUAAAUAUAAACACAAACCUUUCAUAAAAAUAAAAACUUAAAUAGUACUCUUCUUAAUAACGGUUUCACUGGUGUUUGGCUAGAAAUACUGUUACGAAAGCUGCUGUCAUAAAAAUAGAUAAUUGAUUGCCAUUGGUGAUGG
Messenger RNA from Cimex lectularius (bed bug), 2303 nucleotides. RefSeq names its product sorting nexin-30-like. The record is from RefSeq and is a predicted model, not a curated record. Bases 254 to 1432 code for a protein of 392 amino acids. Lineage: Eukaryota; Metazoa; Arthropoda; Insecta; Hemiptera; Cimicidae. Gene Ontology annotation, molecular function: phosphatidylinositol binding. The transcript has 11 exons.